Messenger RNA from Microdochium trichocladiopsis, 333 nucleotides. RefSeq lists its product as uncharacterized. The transcript is spliced from 3 exons. The coding region runs from base 1 to 333 and encodes 110 amino acids. The record is from RefSeq and is a predicted model, not a curated record. NCBI's taxonomy places the organism in Eukaryota, Fungi, Ascomycota, Sordariomycetes, Xylariales, Microdochiaceae.
AUGUCUUCCAACGUCGGCAGCAGCGGAGUCUACGAGGCGGGCGACCAGCGCCCCCACGGCGAGCAGAACAACGGCCCCCGCUACGAGGAGGGCAAGGAGCACUCCCACAACCCUCUCGACUCGAAGGACGAACGCUCCAUUGCCAACCGCCUCGCCAACGAGGAGCGCAAGGAGAAGGAGGGAGACCAGGACACCCCUGAGGUCGCCGCCCUCAAGGAGGACCCCACUGCUCCCGCCAGGAUGCACGGCAACAAGCCCUCGCGUGGCGCCGAGAUUGAUGCCGAGAUCCAGAGAGAGGAGCAGGAGUACCUCGAGCGCAAGGGCAAGGCUUAA